Williopsis jadinii is the source of this 2223-nucleotide messenger RNA. RefSeq names its product actin-related protein ARP5 (gene ARP5). The coding region runs from base 1 to 2223 and encodes 740 amino acids. Gene Ontology annotation, cellular component: cytoplasm; Ino80 complex. Lineage: Eukaryota; Fungi; Ascomycota; Saccharomycetes; Phaffomycetales; Wickerhamomycetaceae. Gene Ontology annotation, biological process: regulation of DNA-templated transcription. The record is from RefSeq and is a predicted model, not a curated record. The transcript has a single exon.
AUGACUGCCACACCAAGAGAUGCAGAGCUGGCCAAAAGGAAGAUCUUUGAAUUGAAAGAUGCCGAGUCACAGACUCCGGAGAGGUUCUCAACAGGGUAUCAAACAGGUGUUCCAAUAGCUAUUGACUUUGGCUCUUCGACGAUUCGGGCCGGGCUGGUCACUGAAAAGGACCCCUUCCUGAACUUCCCGACGAUCAUGUCCAAAUACAGGGACCGUAAGACCGGUAAGUCGUCGGUAUACGUUGGUAAUGAUGUGCUGCUGGAUCCCUCAGUCAAGUCACAGGCCAGAUCGCCAUACGACGGGGCCUUUAUAACCAAUUGGGAUUACGUCGAGAAUAUUCUUGAUUAUACCUUCAGACAUCUCGGAGUUGACUCACAGGGCUUUGUUGAUAACCCAUUGAUACUCACUGAAAGACCGGGUGCCUCUCUUCUACAGAGAAAGGGGAUGUACGAAGUGCUGUACGAGUCGUACGGAGCUCAAAAGGUGUGCCUGGGAAUCGAUAGUUUGUUCUCAUAUUACCAAAAUGGUGGUAACAAUGGUCUUGUCAUAGGCACAGGCCAUGAAACGACACACGUCUUCCCCGUGAUAAACGGUAAGGCUGUGAUGUCUGAGUCCAAGAGAGUGAAUUGGGGAGGUCAUCAAGCUUCAAACUAUCUAAACAGUCUGCUUGCUCUGAAAUAUCCAUAUUUCCCUACAAAGAUAACCAGUUAUCAAGUCGAUAACAUGGUCAAAGACUUCUGCUAUGUGUCUAAGGACUAUCAAAAGGAGCUGAGCGACAUGCUUAAUCUCGACGUGCUGGAAGAGAAAGACAUCACUUGUGAAGCACCCUUUGUUGAAGUUGAAAAGCAGCAGAAGUCGCCUGAAGAACUGGCUCGUCAAGCUGAAAAGCGUAAAGAGAGUGGUAGAAGACUACAGGAACAGGCUCAACAGAAGAGAUUGGAGAAAUUGAUUCAAAAGGAACAAGAGCAUGAAUAUUAUACCCAACUGAAGCAGAAGUUGACCACCAUGAACAAAAAACUACAGGCUUCAACUAUAAAGGAUGAAGGCUUUGAAGACGAAAGAGACCUGAACAAAUACAUUGCAAGUCUCGAGAACUCGUUAAGAAGGGCCCGUAAGCAGGACGUUGGUGACGAGCCUGAGGAAGAGCCAACUUUCCCACUAUUGGAGGUUCCAGAUGACCAGUUGGAUGAAGAACAGCUCAAAGAGAAAAGGAAACAGAAGCUUAUGAAGGCAAACUAUGAUGCUCGCCAACGUGCUAAACAAGAGAAGGAAGAUGAAAAGGUCAGAGUUGCGGAAGAGGCUAAAAAGGAUGCAGAAUGGCGUGAGAACGACCUUGGUGGGUGGAUCCAUGACCGUCGUGAGAAGCUGAAAGCCAUCUUACAGAGAAGAAAAGAUAGACAGAAGUUGAAAGAACAACUAAGUGACAGGAAAUCGCUGGCUGCACAGAUGCGUAUGAAGAGUAUAGCAUCUUUAGCAGCAGACGAAACUGUCCGUUCGAGUGGUGCGAAGAGAAAGAGAAACGGUGCCACCAUCGACAACGAUCCUAACGAUACCUUUGGUGCUAAUGAUGACGACUGGGCCAUCUACAGGGAUAUCUCUACCGUGGAUGAUGAAGAGAUCAUUGAGGAGGAAGAUCAAGAGAUAUUAAAGCUGGAAAAGGAGCUUCUGGAAUAUGAUCCAAAUUUCACGGAGGAAGACACUCUAGAAGCACAAUUUGACUGGAGAAAGAGUAUCCUUCACAGGUUCCUUAGAGGCCCAAGACCGUUCAAUUCUGAGGAUUCACAUGAAAAUCAUCAAGUGCACUUGAACGUUGAGAGGAUUCGUAUACCAGAGGUUAUAUUCCAACCUACAAUGGCUGGUAUUGAUCAAGCCAGUGUUGUCGAAAUUGGUGAAAACAUCUUACUGAAUAGACUCAGUGGCAGUGGGUUUUCUGGUGACAGCUAUAACGUCCUACAGGAUAUCUUUGCGACUGGUGGUCAGGCCUUGUUCCAGAACUUUGAUGAUAGGCUACACUCUGAGUUCAAGUCUUUCCUACCUUCCGGGGCACCUCUCAAGGUUAGAUUGGCCAACGAUCCAUUGUGCGAUGCUUGGAGAGGCAUGGCCAAAUGGGGGUUGUCCGACGAAUCUAAGGAUAGCUACUUGACCAAAGCUGAGUAUGAUGAGAUGGGGCCUGACUACAUCAAGGAACACCGUCUCGGUAACGUUAACGUCAUACAAGAGUAA